AUGGACUUUCAGUGGGACUUAUUUGGCUAUACCCUUGCCGUCUUUUUCAUAUCAAUAAUCGGUGGAACAGUUCCCUUUUUAAUUCGCCUCAUCAAGAACAAAUCGAUAGGUAUUCGGAUCAUCAACAUAGCUUCCGUUUCCGCAAGUGGGUUAUUUUUAGGUGGUGGAAUUUAUCACAUGUUAGCCGAAGGUUUAGAGAUGAUGGAUGAGUCGGGGUAUUCCUUUGGUGGUUAUCAACUUGGGUGGACCUUAUUUGGUCUUACUUUCUUCUUCAUCUUUUUCAUUGAUCGAGUGAUUGUCCCCCACCACCACUCCAGUUUUGAAGAGAUUUCAUCUGACGGCUCAGACGAUGCCACAAACCCUAAAAACGAAGUUUUUGAUGAUCACACCAAUUUACUUAUAGGUGACCAGCCCAACGUUGCAAACUCCGAUAUUGAAGACAUCGAGGGUUUCCAAAAUUCGAAUACAAAAUUUGGAUCAAAGGAAAGUAGUGAAGAAAAGAGUCACCACCACCAUCAUCAUCACCACCAUCACCACGAAGGUGACGAGAAAGCAACGAAAUAUCAAGAAUGGGUGGGGAUCAUAGUAUUAGUCAGUGCACUUUCCGUUCACUCAUUUUUAGAAGGACUUGGGCUUGGGUCUACAAACGACUAUUUGAUGGUGUUCAUAGCGAUUGCCGCGCAUAAAUGGGCGGACUCUGGUCUGACGAUAUUAUAUCUUAUGAAGAAGUUGAAUGGGUGGAUUGCGUUGGUUGCGAUCUUAUUCAUCUUCUCGUGCUUCACACCACUGGGAACUUUAGUCGGCUAUUUUGUCAUCACAAGUUUGGAGGAUGAAAGUGUGUCACUGCUUGUCCAGGGCAUUUUCUGCUGUGUUGCGGCGGGAAGUUUCUUCUUUGUUGCGAUUGUCGAAAUCUUGAGUGAAGGGUUUGAGGGGGAAAGUAAUCAAUACACUUUGGACAAAUACCUCAAAUUUGGAUUGGCCGUCGUGUUUUAUAUUUUUAUGUCACUCACCACGUUGUUGGAACCAGAGGAAGGCUCGGAGUGA
Molecule: messenger RNA, 1044 nt
Organism: Entamoeba invadens IP1
Lineage: Eukaryota; Evosea; Mastigamoebida; Endamoebidae
Product: zinc-iron transporter, putative
Exons: 1
Coding region: 1-1044 (347 amino acids)
Biological process (GO): zinc ion transmembrane transport
Cellular component (GO): plasma membrane
Molecular function (GO): zinc ion transmembrane transporter activity
Source: RefSeq, a predicted model, not a curated record